AUGCGGCUAGUGCGGCGUUGGAGAGGAAUGAAAAGGGGUGCGAAAGGGGGCAGUGGCGGGACUGACAGUGCCGCGGAGGAGGACUUGAGUCUCAUAGAUGUCGAGAGGGAUAGUGAUGGUGAUGGCGAUGGCGAUGGCGAUGGCGAUGGCGAUGGCGAUGGCGAUGUGAUCAUGUCUGGUAUGAGGGGUGCGGGCGCGAAUGGACAUGCGGGGAGUAACGUUAAUGUUGGUGUGGGUGCCAGCACAGCUGCAUCCACGGCUACAGCAACCCUUGGAGGAACGAAGAAGAAACGCCGGCGAAAAAUCGAAGAAUAUGACCGUGACGACCCCUUCGUUGAUGAUAGCGAGCUUGCAUGGCAGGAACAGGCGGCUGCUAGCAAGGAUGGGUUUUUCGUCUACAGCGGUCCACUGAUUCCGGAGGGGGAGAAGAUUUCUGUUGAACGGCGUUGGCCCGGUUGCGGUGGCGGCCCAAGUUUCGGUGCAGGUGGUGCUGGCUUUCGUACGCGCGGUGGAGCCGCCGCUGCGAAUGUCGGACAGCACGUUGCGGGCUCAUCUGGGCAUGAUGGUGGUGCUGCUGCUGGUGGCGGCGGUGGUAGUGGAAGAGGUGGUGGCGGAUCGUCCAGGGGAGGUGGUGGGACGGUGCGCAAGGCGCGUGUGACGAAGGCGGGGAGGGAGACGAUGCUGAAGGAGAAGCUGGAGAGGCAGAAGAUGGGGUUGGAGUUGGCGGGGAAAGGAGGGGCUGGUGUUGGAGUUGAUGGGAGUUCCGGGGUUGGGGAUGGCGGUAGUGGUGGUGGUGGUGGUGGAGGCGGAGGCAGAGGCAGAGGGGAAGGUGGAGGGGGUGCGGGUGUGAAUGAUAGCGCUGUGGGUGUAUAG
This is a messenger RNA of Paracoccidioides brasiliensis Pb18, 873 nucleotides long. RefSeq lists its product as uncharacterized. The record is from RefSeq and is a predicted model, not a curated record. The coding region runs from base 1 to 873 and encodes 290 amino acids. The transcript is spliced from 2 exons.